Salmo salar (Atlantic salmon) is the source of this 2709-nucleotide messenger RNA. The record is from RefSeq and is a predicted model, not a curated record. Lineage: Eukaryota; Metazoa; Chordata; Actinopteri; Salmoniformes; Salmonidae.
CAUAUCCCUCCCACCCUCUCUCUUUCUUCUCCUCCUCCUCCUCCUCCUCUUCUCCUGUCUGCAUUCACUCUGCCUCUUUGUACCAUGCGCUAGGUAUACACAUGUAAGUGUAAUCCGGGAGACAGCGGAGGGAUGGGAGUCAGUGAACAAGAGGCUGCUCUCUGAUUGAAAAACAGAGCUGCUGAGUAGUCACACAACCAGGACAGCUGCUGCUGCUGUGGACAUUGUAAGGGAUCAGAAUUUUACCUCCUGGAGUAGUUCAUCAUCUCUUUGUGCUCAUGUGUCUCCAUUCUCUGUGUUAUCUGUAGAACUGAGCUCCAGAUUAAAAGGAAAUUGCAGGACGAUUGCAUCUGCCCGUCAGUCUGUGAUGAGCCUCUGAUUACUACAGAAAGCUUGAGUGAGACAGACGGAUGAAUCGAGGACAAGCCAGUCGAGACUGCAAAGGGAGAUUCAUUAAACUGCUCUUCUCGUCGUAAGACGCUGUACCUUUUUUGGAGGGUGCGUCUUCGUCUGUUUUUGUGUCUCUGCCGGGACCGAGACAGUGUUCCUGCAGUCUGCAGUGGCCAGUUGUUGGUUUCUGUAGCAGACAAAGCAGAGAGACCCACACAGGCUGAGGCUGUGUUGAAGCAGGAAACCCUCGGAAGACAAUAAUUCUCCUCUCCUCUUGUCUCUGUAGACAUAGCUGACUACCCUGACUACCCUGCCUACCCUGACACCCCUGCCUACCCUGACACUGACCCGACCAAGAGACUAUCCAGACUGGAAGGAGCCGUGUCUUAGACUGACCCACCACAAGCUUUAACCGGAGCACCUGAAGCCGUGCCGGGCGGCUCCCAGUCCCAGCCAGGAUGCAGGUGUCGUUAGUGUGUACGGACCACAACCGUGGAGGGGUGAGCCGCAGUACAGAGGAACGGCUCAACCACCGCCAGAAUGCCAACAGCCCCAACACAGGCACCCGCAGCAAGUUCAGGGCUGUGGCCAUGGUGGCCCGUAGUCUGGGACAGCUCACUGUCCAGAGCCAGCCCACAUCCAGCGACCAGAGCAUACGGACCGGCAUGAAGUAUAGAAACCUUGGGAAGUCUGGCCUGAGGGUGUCCUGCCUUGGACUAGGAACAUGGGUGACGUUUGGUGGACAGAUAACAGACGAGAUGGCCGAGCAGCUUGUGUGCCUGGCCUACGAGAACGGCAUCAAUCUGUUUGACACAGCAGAGGUCUACGCUGCAGGGAAGGCUGAGGUGGUGCUGGGGAACGUCAUAAAGAAGAAAGGAUGGAGACGUUCCAGUUUGGUGAUCACAACCAAGAUCUUCUGGGGCGGAAAAGCAGAGACUGAGAGAGGUUUAUCCCGAAAACACAUUAUAGAAGGUUUAAAGGCCUCACUGGAGAGACUGCAGCUAGAGUAUGUGGACGUGGUGUUUGCAAACAGACCGGACCCCAACACUCCCAUGGAAGAGACGGUGCGGGCGAUGACCCAUGUGAUCAACCAGGGCAUGGCCAUGUACUGGGGCACGUCCCGCUGGAGCCCCAUGGAGAUCAUGGAGGCGUACUCUGUGGCGCGGCAGUUCAACCAGAUCCCUCCUAUCUGUGAGCAGGCUGAGUACCACAUGUUCCAGAGGGAGAAGGUAGAGGUGCAGCUGCCAGAGCUCUUCCAUAAGAUAGGUGUGGGGGCGAUGACAUGGUCACCGCUGGCCUGUGGGAUCAUCUCAGGGAAAUACGACAGCGGGGUACCACCUUACUCCCGCGCUUCUCUUAAGGUUCUAGAACUUGGUGUCUCCUAGAUGUUUGUUUUUGAGUGCCCUGUGACAGCAUGCACUGUGUACCAACUCUGUGUACCAACUCUGUGUACCAACUCUGUGUACCAAUUCGACGACGUGUCAGGUUGUGUCAGCUCAAGCAGCUUAUCUCACAUUUUCACACACACAGGCACACGCAUGCACACGCACAUUCACACAUAUAUUCACCAGAUUACAGCAACAUCCACGUACUGCAUCACAAAUUCAGAAACUAGGGCAUAAUCUUUCCCUGUGUUGUCACGGUGGCAUACAGGAUUGCUGUAGGUGCUCUGAGCGUUCUCUGUGGCCCCAACCAACGUUCCCUCUAAUUUGUUUCCGGCACUGAGCAAAUUUCAGGUCUGCUGAGCGCAAACUUGAAAGUUGUGAAAAUUCUUCCAGCGCGAGUUUACUGUGAAUACUGAGGCUGUACUAACUUUAAGUUACAGUUUCAGACAGUGGUCAAGAAGACUACUGUGGCUAUUUGAUCAUAAUGUAGGUCUACCAGAGUGGCCUUCCAUCAAAAACAAUGGAGAAAAUGCAUCCCGUAACAUUUUAACAUGGAAAUAGCUGUUCUAUCAUUCAGCCUACAGUAGCAGCCAAUGUGUGGUGUUCAAUGUAGGUCUACAUUCUAUGAGACUUUUGAAAAAAACAUGCAGGGCUUGACAUGAACCUGUUUAUCAACUUGUCCUUCAGACAAGGAGGUGACUGAAAAUGUUGUGUUUGAUUCAAAAUAAAAUGCAUUACUAUACCCAUACCAUUAUUACAGAGAAUCAGACAAAUUAUGCUACCCUCUGCCUUUUGGUUACUUAGCUUAUUCCUGACUGUCUCAAAAUACAACACUGCCCCUUUAAGACAAAAAAAGCUCUUUACCUGACUUGCUUUUCAAAGACGUCUAGAAUUGCACGUUUUGUGCUCUUGUAGGAAGCAAUCACUCCCCUAU